This is a messenger RNA of Nematostella vectensis (starlet sea anemone), 1291 nucleotides long. RefSeq names its product S-methylmethionine--homocysteine S-methyltransferase BHMT2. The record is from RefSeq and is a predicted model, not a curated record. Bases 109 to 1233 code for a protein of 374 amino acids. Lineage: Eukaryota; Metazoa; Cnidaria; Anthozoa; Actiniaria; Edwardsiidae. Gene Ontology annotation, molecular function: betaine-homocysteine S-methyltransferase activity; zinc ion binding. The transcript is spliced from 9 exons.
GGUCACGUGGUGUUGUGAACAAAACUAUUGAUCUUAUGAUCCGGCUCCGAAGUGUAAACCUCUCCGGCUUCUUCACGCUUCCUACGACCUUAUCGACCUUAUACAAAUAUGCCAUUCAAACAAGGAAUCCUGGAAAGACUCAAUGAUGGUGAGGUGAUUAUUGGUGAUGGAGGAAUGACCCACGCCCUGGAAAAACGCUGUUAUGUAAAGGCUGGUGUGUGGACUCCUGAAUGCGUGGUGGAGCACCCAGAAGCAGUCCGACAGCUUCAUCGUGAAUUUCUGAGGGCUGGUGCUGAUGUUAUACAGGCCUUUACAUUUGCCAUGCAAGACAAGCCUCUUGUGUCUGCUGGGUACAGUUAUAAGUGGGAUGAAAUCAGCCAUGCUGGAAGUAUCUUGGCAAAAGAAGUAUCUGAUGAGGGAGAAUUUGCCCUUUCAUCCGGAUCCCUUUGUGAGACUGGCUCACUCUUUAUUAAGGGCCUUGCCUCAAAAGAGGAAAUCAAGCAGAGGUUUAGAGAUCAGGUCAAAAUCUUUGUGGAUACCGGAAUGGAUUUACUCAUUGCUGAGUACAUCUCACAUGUCCAAGAGGCUGAAUGGAUGGUUGAAGUGAUGAAGGAAAGUGGGAAACCUGUGGCUGUUACCAUGGCAAUAAGUCGUGAGGGUGAUCGUCAUGGUGUGUUGCCAGGAGAAUGUGCUGUUAGAUUGGUUCGUGCAGGUGCAGAUAUUAUAGGAGUGAAUUGCCGAUUCGACCCAGAGCGGAGCCUGGAUACUAUCGCCCUGAUGCAAGAGGCCAUCCAAAGGGAAGGGCUGAAAACUCACUGGAUGGUCCAGCCCCUGGGAUAUUGGUGUCCAGACGCUGGUCCAUCAGGCUUCACUAGUAUUCCAGAAUGUACUUUAGCUCUUGAGCCUAGAGUACUGACGAGAAUUGAGGCCCACAAGUUUGCACGUAAGGCUUACAAUAUGGGUGUUCGAUACAUAGGAGGUUGCUGCGGAUUUGAACCCUACCACAUCAGGGCACUAGCUGAAGAGCUGUCAAAAGAGCGAGGACGAUUACCACCGGGCAGUGACAAGAGUUGCCUAUGGGGGGAGGCCUUGGUCCAUCACGCCGAAGCUCAAGUCGCCCGGAGGGCUACUCGAGAGUAUUGGGAAAAACUCGUUCCUGCGACUGGUCGGCCAUUCUCACCAGCAUUCGCUGUUCACGAGGACACUUGGAAAACGGAGAAAAAACACGAAUAGACAAGGCAUACUUAUUUAUUAAUGAACAAUAUUAAUAAACAACACUUAUGUCUCGCCA